Molecule: messenger RNA, 4929 nt
Organism: Alligator mississippiensis (American alligator)
Lineage: Eukaryota; Metazoa; Chordata; Crocodylia; Alligatoridae
Gene: C9H5orf24
Product: chromosome 9 C5orf24 homolog
Exons: 2
Coding region: 115-684 (189 amino acids)
Source: RefSeq, a predicted model, not a curated record
GGCCGCUCCGCGCCUAGCGGGAGGAGGCGCCGCCCGCCCCGGCCCCGCCUCGCCCGCCGCCGCCGCCCCCGGCCCCGCAUCGGCGACGCCGCGUCCCGGGCAGCCGCGCAGAAAAUGAUGCAUCCUGUUGCCAGCAGUAAUACAGCUUUCUGUGGGACUGGCAAGAGUUCUUGCCUUAAUGAAGACAACGUGAGAGCCACUGACCAGUUUGAUUUAUAUUCCACACAGCAAAGCAAAUACAGCCAUGCAGUCAGCCACAAACCAAUUGCAUGCCAGAGACAAGACACGUUAAAUGAAUCGCACUUGCAGACCACAAGUGGCAGGAAUAUAGAGACAAAAGAUGAACUAAAGAAAAAGAAAAACCUCAACCGGUCUGGCAAACGUGGAAGGCCUUCGGGGACCACAAAAUCAGCAGGGUACCGAACCAGCACAGGUCGACCCCUUGGGACCACCAAAGCAGCUGGAUUUAAGACAAGUCCAGGCAGACCCUUGGGUACAACUAAAGCUGCAGGAUACAAAGUCAGCCCAGGGAGACCUCCAGGUAGCAUUAAAGCUCUAUCACGGCUUGCAAAUCUAAGUUAUACUUGUGGCAGUGCAGCUUUUCCCUAUCCUAUGGUGCGUAACAUAGGAAUGCAUGUUGCUGGUGAUGAAACUAGCAGCAAAAUCAAACAACCCAAUGAGUGAAAGAAAGGAGUUAGGUAGCAGUUCCUCAUUAACCCAUUUCUAAAAUGAGUCUUGACAUGUUUUUCAAUUUUUUUUUUAAUGUAAUAUUUCCAUGUCUUUGGCUUUCCAAAUUUUAUUUUAUUUCUGUUCAGUGUCCACAGAUGCAAACCAGUAAUUUUAAAGGUAACAUUGAAAGGGCAUUGGUAUAAUUUUGUGGGGUUUUUUUACAUAGGUUUUUAAGAAAACUCCUAAAUGAUGCCCUUGUGUGUUUAUUUAAAGUAAUGCUUAUGUCCUGAAUUUCACCUUUUACUCUCAGACAAAUAUAAUUGUGUGGUUAUGCAUAAGCAAUUGAAAUGAGGAGGAAAGCAUUAUCUGACCCUUGGCUCAUGAAGUAAGCCUCGGCCACAGUAAAGAACUUAUCCAGAAGAGUUUAUAACUGAUGAAGCAAAAGAACUUGAUUCAGGACUACUUUACCAGUAAUGACUGUGGAAGUUUUGCAGUUCCCGCGUGUUUUUUAUAGGAAGGAAUAGAGAGCAAACUAAAUUUUCCACUUUUGCUGGAUCUUACACAGACCUCAAAUGUUUAUAGAUAUUUCGAAACUUUUAAAAACUAUUUUUUUUAAAAGUGCUGAUUUCAGGCAGUUUUUAUUUGCUGAGUUGUAGCAGUAAGUCCGUUUUCACUAAUUUUCCAAAAAUGUAUUUUGAAAGUACUAAAUAACAACACGGAGCAUUUAUACAGCGCUUUACAUCUUUGCAGCGCCUUAUGAACAUGAAGUAACUUGCCUUUAGGCAAUGGCUGAUCUUUUAGUUAUACUCCUUACAGGAUUCCACUGUAUAAUUUUAAAAUGCCUAAGAGUGCAUAUACCAAAAUUCAAAUGCUUCAAUAUAAAUCUGUAAUAUUUUAUAAGAAACUACAAAAUAAGUACUGUUCAUCCUGAUAAUAUACUUAAUUACACAUUAUGUUCUGACAUCUGUAAAUACCUAUUUAAUCUGCUUUUUUGCCUUUACAGUAUGUCUUAGGUGGCAGCAGUUGAUAGAUUUUGAAGUAUUAAUUUAGGAUGUUUACAAAUUACACUUUUUAAGUAGACGCUGUUGCCAAGUUAUCAGAUUUAGUGUUGGCAGAUAUUCCAGGAAUAUAGCUAUCCCAUUAUUUAACAUUUAUACUCUAUUUAAAUUAUGGGAGCUUAUAAUUCUACCAAAGGACACCAUUUUCAUGAUUCAUAAUAGCCAACUUUAUGGUUGGUACAAACAGUACGUAGUUUACUGCAUUGCUAGCCCUCAGAUGCAAAGCGGUCUGUAGGAAUUCAUCUAUGCAUGCAAGCUGAAAAAGUAUGUCGUUGGUUAACUAUAAAUACCUUUCCUGGCACAAGCUGAGACCUUUCCUGCUUCCAAAAGAAAUGUUCCAUUUUCAGCUGAGUGUCUUUGAUUUAAAAAGUGUGCGUGUAUGUGUGCACGCGGGUGUGUAUUUUUUUAUAUAUAUAUAAUAUAUAUAUGCACAUACCUGCCUAUACUUGGAAAAUAACAUUCCUCAAUAUUGCAUAUUGUCUGGAAGGAAGUUUACAUAACAUUUCAAAUAUAGUUUAAAUUAUAAUACAUUUUUGGCUUCAAAUGCCCGUGGGGGGGAAUAUGUUAUGUUUGCUGAUUUGGGGGAACAGAGAGAUUUCAGGUUAAUUAAAACUUGUGCUGAAAUUCUCUACUAUUUUAAUUUCCUGUUAAGUUAAAUGCUAUUCUGGCCUGCUGUCAUUUUGUUGAAAACUCUGAUUUCAGUAAUGACAACUUAAGAAACAGAUGUCAUGUUUCAUACCUUUUUCAUCAGGAAAAAAGCAGCAAGCCUUCAGGUGUUCCAGUGAUGCCUAACACAUAAUGAGCUGGACUUUAUGCUGUACUUUACAAUAGGUGUGUUGCAUUUUUUGGGGGACUGUGUAUGCACUGGCAACUAAGACAAUGAACCUCAACAGUACUGGAUGGCUCCUUAGUCAAUGUGUAAAUUAAUGGCAGCUAAACUGCUACUAAAAUAUAGUUUCUCCACGCUGAAGCUAUGAAAUCAGUUGUACAUUCUGUUUCUCAACAAACUCAAAAGUAUGAAACUCUUAGUAAUUUUUCUGAAAAUGGUUUAACUUCUGACACACACAAUGCUAACAUGAGCUAAUCACCCUCAGGAUAUGUGUUGUAUUGGCUGUUUAUCAGACGAUUUUCUUUUCAACAAAAGGCUGCUUUAAGCCCUUUCCUGAACUCUUCUUGGAAAGCAGUCCUCUUCAGCUGAAUGUAAUAACUACAGAAGUGUCAUGCCACGCUGGCAAGAAACAUGUUGCAUGUCACUAAUGUAUCUUCAAGUAACUCCACUACUUACCUUCUGUUUAUCCUGUUCACCUGUUUCAUUUUGCACUUGUGCAUCUACUCAAUGGUGCUGUGCUGUGUGUCAGGAGGUAAUGCAGAUGUAUUAUUGUUCUCCUAGUAUAAUGAAUUUUGUAUUCAAGUAUGCUGAUGAAAUAAUGAAAUCGUCUAAGCAAUUUAUGUUCAUUACAGUGUUUAUUAAUUAUAUCAGAUGAAAUAUAAUCCCAGUAAAAAUGAUGAACGUUGUCAGUUUUCGUGAAAGGAUGAACGUAAGCUAGAAAACUGUGUUCACAGAGUCUGGAAAGGGCCUCUUGGCACCCUGGAUUUUGAGACCAGAAGUAACACUGCUGGGCAUUUCCUGAUUCUGGUUUAUUUUAUAUUUGACUAUAAUUUUUGUGCCAUGCUGUGAGGGGAAAAAGAAGUCAAGAAGUCAAAGUGAAAUAUGAAUGGAAUCUUCAGAUAUUUUUGCUUUGCCUAUCUAUAACUUGUGCUUUUUAUUUUUCCUUUUUCCUUUCUUUUAACACUGUCUCUUGUCACGACAAACACUGAAACAGCAUGUUUAAUGCCUAAAUUUUGCUGUUAUCAAUGGGAAAACUGGCCUUUUUCCCCAUACUAUGAAAACAUUAUUUGCAAAGUAAAUGGCUAAUUUUAUACUAUGUACCAUAAUUCUGUUCUUCAUAAAUUAGAAUUACUGUUAUGUAUUAACACUGUUCAGAAAAUGAUCUGUACGUCAUGUUUGUGUGUUAAUGAUUUCUUUAAGUAUCAAAUUUCUAUUAUGUCUUAUUUAUACAUAUGUGAAACCGUUACCAUCAUUAAGGAGUAGCAGCAAGCUAAUACAAAAGCCACUGUUUAAAGUGCAUACAGUAACUUCUAUUCAAUUUCUGAUUGCAUUUAAACUUUAGAACCAAAUAAUUUUGCUACUGUUUUUAAGUCUUGCACUGGACAUUUUCAGAAUACUAGCAGCACGGUUUGGCAGGAAAAAGAAAGAUGGCUGCUAUCAGAAGGUAGCUAACUUUUAAUCCUAUGGUGGUAUUUUUCAAUAUCAGCAGUUGGCUUGGUCAUUUAAGCAACAGUCUUUACAUGUUACAUUUACUUCAAAUUAAUCACAGAAAACAUCAAAACCCAUUGAACAGCUCUUUUCUGAAGUGUGCUUUCGUUUUGCCAGAAAGAUUUUUCUUAAGCGUUCAGUCAAGACCCUACCAAACCAAGUCAUUAAGAAGUGAUGUGUCUGAGAAAAGAAUCACUUUGCUCUAAAAUACAUAAAGUAAUUCUGAUCAGAACUUCACUUCUUUCCAUUUCGAAGAGCUUUAAAAGGCAGAGCAGUUUAAGGUUAUUUGUCUAUUGGUUUCAUUAGUUUUGACUCUGCUUUUUUGUUACUAUAUGUACAGUAAUGUUUCAUACUAUCCCUAUAGACGAUUGCAAAUAAAACAAUCGCAAUUGUAAAGACUUUGAACUGCAAACAUUGUUUCUGACCACAAGAUUAGUUUGUUCCUCUUUUUUAUUAUAAUGCAUAUAUUUUAACAUUGCUUAAAUAUAUUUAUGAACUCUAGUUAGAGACUAGAGCUUUUUCUUUGCAAUUUUUUCCAAGUAGGUAAAUCUUUUUUAUGAAAAAUAUGAUGAUGGUAUGAUCAUUUUUUAGGAAUGUUAUGCUCAUUGCUUGGUAAUUUGGACUACUUUAUGAUUCUUUAUCUUUUACAAUUUGCUUUUCCACAGGUUCAUUUUGGAGGAAACAAUUAUCCAUUAAGUAACUAAUAUCAGCACCCUGCCCUCUGCUGUAAAAAGCCUGAUUAGAUACUGUGUAUGUUAUUAUGUCCAUGAACUUGAGCUACUCGUGUGCAAUUAUGUGUAUGGGAAUGGAGUAGUGUUCAUGAUCUGUAUUUACAUCAUCAUAUGGAUGUAUAUUUAUUAAUAAAGUCAGUACUUUAAAACCAAA